CCCCGUGGAAAGGGGAGUGCCUUUCAAAGAGGAUCCACCAUGAGACACGGCCUAACCACAGAAUCUGAGCAGCUAAUAUUCUGUCCCGUGAAGUUUUUUAACCACCGAAGGCCCCAGUCGUCGGUACUUGAGGCAGACAAGAAUUUCUGACUUCCCUCAAGCAUUCAUCAUCCCAAGAAGAGGCUUGACAAUCUUCGAAGUGCAGGAAGAUCACAGGCAUCAACUUUGCACUGAGAAUAAUUUCUGUCAUCCCAACAAAAACAUGAAUAAUUGCAGAAUCAGCAGACGCCGAGAAACAACAGAGACAUCAAUUCACCUUGCGAGGAGCGCCGGUAUUUGGUUAUAGUGACAGAGGCAAUUUUUGAAGACUUAGCCUGUGUCCAAGAAUUACAAAUUGUGGUCAGAAUAAUAUGCGAACAGAUCAUGAAGAACUCUGUGGCAGCAUUUAUGGGUCUUUCUGUCUGAAUGGUGGGAUCUGUUACACCAUACCUUCGGCUUCCAAUCCUUUUUGCAGGUGUGUUGACAACUACACAGGGGCGCGUUGCGAAGCAAUCCUGCUCCCCAGCAUCAAGAGCCACUCAAGGGGAGAACUGUUUGUAGCCGUGUUGGCGUCCGUCGUCGUUCUGAGCGUCCUGGUAGCUGGAGCGUUUUUUUUCCUGUGCAGAAAAGGCCAGAUCCCACGGGCCAGUGCCCUGGAGCGCGGAGAACAUCUGAUUGAGGGAAACAGCAGCCAUGCUUGCAACAGUCCUCAUUUCACCCACCUCGGAAGGAUGGAAGGCUGAGUCGACCUUGAGCCGAAAUAACCGAAUAAAGAAAUCCAAAGAAGGAAUUAUGGACCAGCUGCAAGAAAAGUGGAAAAGCUGAAACCACGUUGGGAGAAUAUGGAAUCUUUAUCAGCGUUCCCAGAUGUAUUGAACGAAGAACGUGAUUUACAGGACCAAAUAUCUAUGCAGAAAUAUGCACAGCUUAUGUUCUUACUGCUCCCAGACGCCGGAGGUCAGAGGGAUGUGAAGAUGCUGAGAGAGACAUUAGAGUCAACUCCAUCCUCGGUAAUUAAAAUAGACAAAAUGCUUUUAAAGUAUUUCCGAACAUUAAGUAGGUAGCAUUGAAAAGCUGUUGGACGUCUUCCAUCCAUUUUUAUUGAAGGUGAAAUCAGCUUUCCGUUUUAGUCUCCUGCAACGGACUUUCCAUGUCAGGAGUAAGCCUAGUGAACAAACAAUGAGCCAUUUUAUGUAAAGGUUUCCAACAACUUACAACGGUGACAUCGGGCGAGACUUUUUAGGGUCCUGAGGUAGUCACGUUAUUCCUUCCCCCCCCCCCUUUUGUUUGAAACAUUUCCAUUUGUAAAUAAAGUUUAUCCUUUACAAACACGUA
Molecule: messenger RNA, 1374 nt
Organism: Thamnophis elegans (Western terrestrial garter snake)
Lineage: Eukaryota; Metazoa; Chordata; Lepidosauria; Squamata; Natricidae
Gene: NRG4
Product: neuregulin 4
Exons: 10
Coding region: 411-782 (123 amino acids)
Biological process (GO): epidermal growth factor receptor signaling pathway; positive regulation of cell population proliferation; positive regulation of mitotic nuclear division
Source: RefSeq, a predicted model, not a curated record